AUGGCGGCGAAACGUUUCACGCAAAGUGUGCACCAUCAUCAUCAGUUCUUGAGCGAAGUGAUGUCAAAACCGGCCAGUUUACCGAAAUAUGAUUUUGCGAAGCUGAAAAAACAGAUGCCUGAACAUGCAGCUGUACUGGAUUCAUUGCAACGGCAAUAUGAGACAUUGCAAAUACCUCUGGGCACUAUACCGGAUAAGUUCAUAAAGGCUGGUUUUAAGAUCUUCUUUUUUUUGCUUUUUUUGUGGAAACUGACGCAAUAUAUGUUAGAAAUUGAUAAUUUUUUGAAAUAUGUUGAUACGAAAGUGGAUCUUCUGGAUCGUAAAUUGGUGGAUGCAGCCGAGGAUGAGAAAAAAGUGAAAGCGAAAUACGAGAAUAUGCCACCAAUCGAGCAUUUUCACCGGGACCAUUACGCGCAGUAUUUCCCGGAAGUGCACCGGGAUGUUCGCCUGCCAAUUACCCGUUUCACAAUCGGUUGGGGUAGCACAAAUACACCGGAACAUUUCGAGGAAUUGAAAGAGCUUUUCAAGGAUUAUCGAUGCAGACCUGUUCCGGAACAUAUGAGAAAGUGA
Gongylonema pulchrum is the source of this 570-nucleotide messenger RNA. The record is from the annotation of a GenBank genome assembly. NCBI's taxonomy places the organism in Eukaryota, Metazoa, Nematoda, Chromadorea, Rhabditida, Gongylonematidae.